Messenger RNA from Brugia malayi, 267 nucleotides. RefSeq lists its product as uncharacterized. The transcript is spliced from 3 exons. NCBI's taxonomy places the organism in Eukaryota, Metazoa, Nematoda, Chromadorea, Rhabditida, Onchocercidae. Bases 1 to 267 code for a protein of 88 amino acids. The record is from RefSeq and is a predicted model, not a curated record.
AUGUCAGCGCCACCAUUCUAUCAGUCACCGCAGUAUCCACCACAGCAGAAUUAUAGUGGACAUGGCUAUAGUUAUCCACCACAACCGCAGCAAUCGUAUUAUCCGAAUCAACCACAGCCAUCCCUUGGUUAUGGUUAUGGUCAGCAACCAACGAUUAUACAAACAACUGCACCACCUCGAAGUUCAGGCUACGACUCGAGUAAAUGCUGUUUAUGGGCAUUGCUAGCUUGUUGUUGUGGUUGCUGUUUGGCAGAAUGCUGUGACUAA